Colletotrichum phormii is the source of this 1091-nucleotide messenger RNA. RefSeq lists its product as uncharacterized. The coding region runs from base 131 to 592 and encodes 153 amino acids. The record is from RefSeq and is a predicted model, not a curated record. The transcript has a single exon. Lineage: Eukaryota; Fungi; Ascomycota; Sordariomycetes; Glomerellales; Glomerellaceae.
GCCCAAGUUAGAACUUCUCGUGCAACCUCGUACUUACUUACGGUAGCUCAUAGCCUCACCCUCAGGCCAUGUGGGAUCGAAUUACAUACAUUGACCUGCAGAGCCUGAAAUACAAGCUUGGCUGGGCUCGAUGACCUCUAACUUCCAAGGCGAAGAUGCAGCCUCAUAUUGGGGCGAGAAGGGCCAAGAGCCAGGAUGGGGCUGCAGCCAUCCUGGAAUUCGAGGAGCGACGAAAGUGCCCAAAGCGUGUAUAAGGUUUAUGUGGUCCGAAUUCUGCGCGUCUGACUUGGAUGUGGUCAAUUGCCGUGGUGUUCGUAUACCCCACCCCCAUUGCUUCACGAGGAGAGUCUGGGCACCGUGUAACAGCAGACGAUUAGGGCCGGACAACCGUCUCUUUGAAAGUGGUUUGGGAGGUUUGAGGGGGGGGGGGUCUAUGGCUUGUCGAGCAAUUGAGUUGCCGAGUCCUGGGAUGGUGGAACACUGCGACGUUGGAACGUGGCCGGUAGACGGCAAGUCAACUAGACGGGAAGCCGGUCAAACAAUGACAGAAGGUUUGUGUCUUGUUGUAUCUGCAUUCGCAAGCGCAUCGUAACCGUAGCAUCGCCGACGUUCUGGCCGCGUGCAGCUUACAUGUUCCGCCUCGCCUGUGUGCAUUUGUGACUCGUGCGUGAGAUGGGUUGCAUUCCUCGGUGUGAUGCGGAGCGGUGACCGAAGCAGUAUGUAGUUGAGGAUCAACCCGUACAUGGCAAACGAGCCGAUGCUGGAUGGGUAGAUCUGCACAGUCGACUGGCAAGAAAGAAGCCCGGACUCACGCCAUAGACGCCUAGUCGGCGGGUAGAGGUUAUCCGUCUAUUCUGCUCAAACUGUAGCUUCGGGAUGACUGAAUGCCACUUAGCUCGUCAUUGAUGGCGGUCACUCGUUCUUAGCCCGCCUCAGAUUGAGGCCUGAUGAUUCGUUACCGCCAGAUAGAAAAAGAAGAAGAUCGAUCAUCGCUGAGCCGUAAAGCCUCAUGCCAGGGCUGUUAAGUCGCUAGCCAGAGUCGUUGGUGAAGAAUUCUUCAUUUGCGUCGCAUGUUGCGAAUGAAUCCAUUC